Nezara viridula (southern green stink bug) is the source of this 2411-nucleotide messenger RNA. The record is from the annotation of a GenBank genome assembly. NCBI's taxonomy places the organism in Eukaryota, Metazoa, Arthropoda, Insecta, Hemiptera, Pentatomidae.
CCGGUUAGAAUUGAUGAUAUUUUACAGUUUAUUAUUUUUUUACAAUUCUUUUAGUUGUAAUGAGAGUUCAAGGAUGACAUUUUAUUAGUUCAGUCCGCCAUUCUCUUACGAUUGUUGCAGUCUAAACAUUCGUUUUCAUUUUAUAUUCUUUUGAAGUUGACAUUUUAUGUUCAAAUGCUUUUACUCAGCUCUUUGUUUAAAGGUUGAUUGCGUACUAUGUUUUGAAAUUGUGUUAUUAUCUAUCCCUUACAGAGAUAAGGUGCUCAUUCAGUUAAUUUUCCUGAUAAAAAUUAUUGCCUCGGUAUUAAUUUUUAAUCGUGUCAUUGAAUGUGAAUGAGUUUACCAUGAAUCUUUCAUUUGCUGGUUGUGGAUUUUUGGGAAUAUACCAUGUUGGAGUUGCUGUAUGUUUUAAGAAAUAUGCACCUCAUCUUCUGUUAAACAAAAUUUCUGGAGCUUCAGCUGGUGCAAUUGCAGCUUGCUGUUUACUUUGUGAUUUGCCUAUUGGUGAAGUUGUAAGUGACAUGCUCGGAUUAAUUCGAGAAGCAAGAUUGAGAACACUUGGACCUUUCAGCCCUUCUUUCAAUGUACAAGAAUAUUUGCUUGAUAGACUUAGCAAAGUUUUACCAGAAGAUGCUCAUUUAAGAGUAAAUGGAAAAUUACAUAUAUCUCUUACGAGAGUAUAUGAUGGAAAAAAUGUAAUUGUUUCUCAGUUUACUGGCAAAAAUGAUCUUCUUCAGGCUUUGCUAGCAAGUGCGUUCGUGCCUGUUUUUUCUGGGUUUCUCCCUCCAAAGUUUCAUGGAGAGCGAUAUAUGGAUGGGGGAUUUAGUGAUAAUUUACCAACAUUAGAUGAAAAUACUAUAACAGUUAGUCCAUUUUGUGGAGAAACUGACAUUUGUCCUCGUGAUUUUUCAUCACAACUGUUCCAUGUCAAUUUUGCCAAUACAAGCAUAGAACUCUCCAAACAAAACAUAUACAGGUUUGCCAGGAUAUUAUGGCCACCAAAACCAGAGGUGCUAUCCAAUCUUUGCAAGCAAGGAUUUGAUGAUGCAUUACGCUUCCUUCAUAGAAAUAAUUUAAUUAAUUGUACACGUUGCUUAGCCGUGCAGUCAACUUUUAUUAUUUCUGAAGCCCAAGAUGAAUGUUCAGAUUAUGACCCACAGUGUCAAGAAUGCCAAUUACAUAGACAGGAAGCUUUGGUAGCUAAUUUACCUGACACUGUGAUGAGUAUAUUUCAAGAAGCUAUUGAUACAGCAAAUAAAGGUUUAUAUAACUGGAUGCUUUCCCAUCGUGGUAUGAAGUUGAUAUCAUUAUUGAGCCUACCAUAUACUGUUCCUCUUGAUUUCACUCUGGCUGCUUUGAAGAAGAUAAAAAUGCUUUUACUGUAUAUGAUAAAGAAUCUGAAGGUUAUGUGUUCAUUUUUAGUCGAUGAAAUGAUCCAUUCCAUUUAUUCAAUUCACAGUAGAGCAGGAGAUAAAAUUUCCACAAAUGUUGCUUGUCAAUUCGAAUAUUCUGGACUCGGGUAUGAUGAUGAACAUCUUAUUGAGAAGGAAUUGAAUUUCAAUAUAAAAGUCAACAUGGAUGAAAGUGAUUUCGAAAAAUCUACCAAGAUAAUUACAAGUAACAUACUUUCUCGAAGAAGUAGUCUUGCGUUACAGGCUGAUUCAACACUAGUAGAUGAUACCUUUGAGAACAUUUUGCAAGUGACUAGUCACCAUGAUGCUGUCAUGGCAUUUUACUAUAUGGAUGAUGAUUAUAAGGUAAAAAUUACUGAAAUUUUUGAUGUCACUCAAAAUGCUGAGGUUGACUCAACCAAGAGAAAUCUUUCAUAUGAUUGGGAAGAUACUUCAAGCUCAUUCUUUACUUCAAAAUAUGAAGAUCAUGAUGAUAUGAAGUGCUCCAAGGAAGAUAACAGUAUUACUGAUACUUCUGUAGAUGAAGAGUAUGUUGAAAAUGGAAAUAUUUUUUCUGAUCCUGAAUCAGAAUGGGCAUCUAGUUCUGGAAUAAGAGUAAGAAGGGCAAAUUCUUUGAGGCAUUUAAAACCUGAAAGUGAACAAACAGUCACAAGUAAUGAUUAAAUUCCAUGAGUUAAUUAAUCACUUUUUAUGGUUAUGAUGUUAUGCAUAUUUUAGAGACAUAAUAAGUUAAGAGAAAAAAAAAUUAAAUAUUUUUUUAUCAUCUAAACCAAAAUAAUUGUGAUAUAUUAUUCUGUUCCUUCUGAGACAAUUGUUCCUUAUUUGAAAUGUUUUUCAUAUAUAUAUGUAUAUGUAGGUUGCUGUUUUCAAAUAUGGAAUAAAAAAUGAAAAUAUUAAGUAAUUUUUUUUUAAUUUAAUCAUUUUUAUCUUCUCUCAUUGUAUAAACAAAUAUUAAAAAUUAAUUUAUGUACUAUGCAGUACAUUAUAUAUAUAUAUAUA